GAGGCACGGGAGGGAGGCGAGAUCCCCGGCGGCCCUGAGCCUGGCCUAGGCCGCGAGAGACCUCCCAGCAGCCCCGGAGCUCACGACCUGUCCUGCCCGUCUGAGACGGCGGGCGGCAGCAGCCUAGGCAGCAGCAGUAGCAGAAGCAGCAGCCGCCGAGCAGCAGCAAGGACUCUGCAGUCAGAGUAGGACUGUAGGACCGGAGCCUGAGUGGAACAGGAGUGGAGCUGGCCUGGGAGAGAGCGGAUCCCUCCCAGCACCCUCAGGCCACCCGUUGCCUGCACUCUCCCUGCCAGACCUCCAGAGAGGAGAGACUCGGGACAGCCAGCCCCAGGUUCCCCCAGGAGGAAGUUCACUAUGGCUCCAGUCCUCUGGCCAUGCUGACGGCAGCGUGCAGCAAAUUUGGUGGCUCCAGCCCUCUGCGGGACUCAACAACUCUGGGCAAAGCAGGCACAAAGAAGCCGUACUCUGUGGGCAGUGACUUUUCAGCCUCCAAAACCAUGGGGGAUGCUUAUCCAGCCCCCUUUACAAGCACUAAUGGGCUCCUUUCACCUGCAGGCAGUCCUCCAGCACCCACCUCAGGCUAUGCCAAUGACUACCCUCCCUUUUCCCACUCAUUCCCUGGGCCCACGGGCACCCAGGACCCUGGGCUACUAGUGCCCAAGGGGCACAGCUCUUCUGACUGUCUGCCCAGUGUCUACACCUCUCUGGACAUGACACACCCCUAUGGCUCCUGGUACAAGGCAGGCAUCCAUGCAGGCAUUUCACCAGGCCCAGGCAACGCUCCUACUCCAUGGUGGGAUAUGCACCCUGGAGGCAACUGGCUAGGUGGUGGGCAGGGCCAGGGUGAUGGGCUGCAAGGGACACUGCCCACAGGUCCAGCUCAACCUCCACUGAACCCCCAGCUGCCCACCUACCCAUCCGACUUUGCUCCCCUUAAUCCAGCCCCCUACCCAGCUCCCCACCUCUUGCAACCAGGGCCCCAGCAUGUCUUGCCCCAAGAUGUCUAUAAACCCAAGCCAGUGGGAAAUAGUGGGCAGCUGGAGGGGAGUGGUGGAGCCAAACCCCCACGGGGUGCAAGCACCGGGGGCAGUGGUGGAUAUGGGGGCAGUGGGGCAGGGCGCUCCUCCUGCGACUGCCCUAAUUGCCAGGAGCUAGAGCGGCUGGGAGCAGCAGCGGCUGGGCUGCGGAAGAAGCCCAUCCACAGCUGCCACAUCCCUGGCUGCGGCAAGGUGUAUGGCAAGGCUUCGCACCUGAAGGCCCACUUGCGCUGGCACACAGGCGAGAGGCCCUUCGUCUGCAACUGGCUCUUCUGCGGCAAAAGGUUCACUCGUUCGGAUGAGCUGGAGCGUCACGUGCGCACUCAUACCCGGGAGAAGAAGUUCACCUGCCUGCUCUGCUCCAAGCGCUUUACCCGAAGCGACCACCUGAGCAAACACCAGCGCACCCACGGAGAACCAGGCCCGGGUCCCCCUCCCAGUGGCCCCAAGGAGCUGGGGGAAGGCCGCAGCACGGGGGAAGAGGAGGCCAGUCAGACGCCCCGACCUUCUGCCUCGCCAGCAACCCCAGAGAAAGCCCCUGGAGGCAGCCCCGAGCAGAGCAACUUGCUGGAGAUCUGAGCCGGGUGGAAGGUCUCCCACCCCAGGGCUGCCCUGCCAGUCUCUCUUGGCUCUCUAGACCACUGCUUGCCAAUCACUCUCUUUACCCCAUGCAUGCCAUCCUUCAGGGCUCUCUCCCUCUGUCUCCCUCCUGGCCAUUCUGGGCUUGGGUAUCUCUUUGCAUGCCUCCUCAGCUCACGUUCUCUCUUCACCAUGAGACUGGCUUUCUGCAAACUCUCAUCUCAGGCCCUCCCCUUGUGCCUGAUUCCUGCACUCCGGCUUCCUAGACUCUGGCCCUGCCACACCAACACACUUUCUAUCUGGGCUUCCAACACUAUUUCUCCAACUCACUCCUUGACAUGUACCUUUUCUGCUUCUCAAGCUUAUUUACUGCUGUCCCUCAGCCUCCAGCCUUCAGUCUUCCCAACUUCUUACACCAUUGCUUUCCAUUCUCCAGAACUCUUUUUCCUUUUUACAAACACAAUGAUAAUGAUAAUUUAUUGCCCCCUGGUGGCCUCUUCAUCAGGGACCAUGGUUAGGGGUAUUGGGGUUAGUGACCUGGCCAGAGGCAGGGUGCCAAGAGGGGGCAGACCAGUGGGGAUCUGAUCCCAAAGAUGGGGUGACCCCAGGGUCAGGGAGGCUGCCCCCAGGCCUGUAUAUUUAACCCCUAUGUACCAGGAGUAAUGAAUAGUAAUAAUUCUAUUUAUGUAAGUUAUGAUGACGGGUCAGGUAGAGUGAGCUGGGGAGGGAAGUGGAUCCAUUUCUGCUAAGGAAAUUCUAGUCAAAUGCAUCUCUGUAUAGACAAAAUGUUAGUGGAGAAGAUCUUGUUAAUAGAAUGUCUAUCAUCAGAAUCUCAGUUGAUAGGGUUGGUUUCUCUUGUAAUGAAGUCUCUACAAAUUGGGUUAGCUAGAUCUCUGCUAAAGAGUUGAUGGGGUAUCUUUUGAUUAGGGGGAUCCCUAAUAUCUCCAGCCCCAGCCAGAAGCUGUGAAACCUUAAGUCUUAUGGAGGGGAGAAGGACGGGAAUGUACCCCAUCUUCCUUGACCCCAGAGCAGAUUCCUCCACUGCCCCUCCCCUUAGACACCAUGACCCCAUCAGGUUAAUCCCCUGUUGCCAUGGUUAUGGAGAGCUUGCAGCUGCCAUCUUAGACGUGCUCUUUGGGGAAGCCCAUCUAACAGGAGGACAUUGGUUUGGGGGUGCACCUCCUGAAGAAUGGGUGGGGAAGGCUUUCUCUGGGAUCAGAUUCAAAUAAACCAAGUAUGUAUUGAGUGCCUACUCUGUGCAAGGCACUAUGCUAGAUCUGGUGUCUAGAAGCCCUGAGAAAGAACUUACAGAGCUAGGAGGACAGAGGCCCCCAAGCUGAUCUGGGGGUGCAUCCACGAACCCCCACCCUGGGACUUCGGAUGCUCCCAUCUCCACCUCCAGUGACUUUUAAAGCCGCUUCGUGCCUUUCCUGUAACUUUGGAUCCUCCUUUUCUGUCCCUUGCUGUCUCAAGGCCCCAAGUUAAAGGGUUAAAGCCGCUGGAGCUUGGGGAGAGAACAUUGUGGAAUAGAAGGGAUCAUGCCCUUUGUGGAGUCUUUUUUUUUUUAAUUUAAUAAAUAAAAGUUGGAUUUGAAA
Messenger RNA from Nomascus leucogenys (northern white-cheeked gibbon), 3214 nucleotides. RefSeq names its product Sp7 transcription factor (gene SP7). Gene Ontology annotation, biological process: regulation of transcription by RNA polymerase II. Gene Ontology annotation, molecular function: DNA-binding transcription factor activity, RNA polymerase II-specific; RNA polymerase II cis-regulatory region sequence-specific DNA binding. The record is from RefSeq and is a predicted model, not a curated record. The transcript is spliced from 3 exons. NCBI's taxonomy places the organism in Eukaryota, Metazoa, Chordata, Mammalia, Primates, Hylobatidae. The coding region runs from base 378 to 1619 and encodes 413 amino acids.